Caenorhabditis briggsae is the source of this 882-nucleotide messenger RNA. The transcript is spliced from 4 exons. The coding region runs from base 1 to 882 and encodes 293 amino acids. Lineage: Eukaryota; Metazoa; Nematoda; Chromadorea; Rhabditida; Rhabditidae. The record is from RefSeq and is a predicted model, not a curated record.
AUGAUUUCCAAAAAACAAUUAUUCAGGUGUCAACAGCCAUGUGAAGGUUCCCAAUGUGUAGUAUGGAAAUGGAAUUCGCGAUCAGAACUCGCAAUUAAGCAAGGAUGCCUUCAAGGAGUUGACAAGCAGUGGACAGCUAAAGUUGGAUGUCGUACCAACCACUUGGGUGCUUCUCUUUGCAUUUGCGACGAUGGUCCCCUUUGUAAUCGGGUAGAACGAGCGGAACAAACCACUCGUCCACUUCCACAGAUACGAUUACCAGCUGUCGAAUGCCAGAGCAAGGUGAUCAGUACAGGAUUUGUGGGACCUCGGCGAGAAAAAAUAUGCACUUCCAACUAUUGUCAUGUCACAAAAACCGAAACUUUUGCGGAGGAGAAAAACGAGAACACUGAUAUUUUGAGUGUCUCGAAUUGUGGAGAUUUACCAGAAUUCGAUUUCGAUGUUCGUCUGAAAAACUCCAUCGGCUUCCCGGGUCUCUAUUCAAAUGGUUGCUAUCGUAUCCAAGUGGAAAAACGGUCAGCAAUGGUAGACUGCGUUUGUUCAAAGAACAAAUGCAAUGAAGUGAUUCCGGAAAUAGAGACAGGGCAUAUAGACUCCCAUGAAUUCUGUGACGGUGAUUUUUGUCUGAUUCAAGAUGCUCAUGGACGAGUAUCAAAAGGAUGCAUUUCGUUGAAUGAGAGAAAUAGUUGGAGUCAUUUGAAAAGCGGACAUCGUAGGAUCCUUGGAGUGGAGCAGUGGUUAUGCCAGGCCCAUUUGUGUAACUUCGAUACCGAGCGAGCUAUGAAAUCAGUGAGAAGUAUGCGAGCAGGGAAAACCAAUUCUGGAAACGUCUGGAAUCUAAUGGUCACAUUCAUAAUUAUGUUGUUAGCUUCUUCUUUUUAG